This is a messenger RNA of Penicillium paradoxum, 969 nucleotides long. Its product is annotated as Oxoglutarate/iron-dependent dioxygenase. Bases 1 to 969 code for a protein of 322 amino acids. Gene Ontology annotation, molecular function: dioxygenase activity. The record is from RefSeq and is a predicted model, not a curated record. The transcript has 4 exons. NCBI's taxonomy places the organism in Eukaryota, Fungi, Ascomycota, Eurotiomycetes, Eurotiales, Aspergillaceae.
AUGUCCGGCCAACUUGACUUUUCAAGAUUCCACAGCAACAACGCUGAUGAACGAGACCAGUUCUGUCGUGAACUGAUCGCUGGGUUCAGCAAGUCAGGCUGGGUCCGCCUGAUCAAUCAUGAUGUGCCUACAGCAAGCAUCGAUCGCGCAUUUGAAAUGAGCCAUGGCUUCUACAAUCUCCCGUUGGAGGACAAGCUGAAGUCGCCUCAUCCUCCCACAGCCCAUCCGCACCGUGGGUUCAGCCCCGUGGGCAUGGAAAACGUAUCAACCGUGUCCAAUUAUCGCUCGUCAGUUGCUCAACCACUACUCAAGGAUAUGAAGGAGUCUUACGAUAUUGGAUCAGAGCGAGACCCGCUGUACUCCAACAUUUGGCCCCCAGCAGGAGUACACGAUGGUUUUCAGACAGCCAUGACCUCGUUUUUCACCGCCUGUUACAAUGCCGAGUUAACCAUUUUAGAUGCUAUCUCCAUUGGUCUAGGGCUACCCAUUCACUCGCUACGAGACCUACACAAAGCGCAAACCAACGAGCUGCGUCUCACCCACUAUCCCGCAGUGGAUCGGGCUGAUUUUGCCAAUGCCACUCGUAUCGCGGCACACACAGACUUUGGCACCAUCACCCUCCUCUUCCAAGACAAUGUUGGAGGUCUAGAGAUGGAAUCUCCUCCCGGCAGCGGGGUAUUCAUCCCUGCUGACAGCGCCGGCCCCCACGAGUGUAUUGUCAACGUUGGGGAUUGCCUCCAAAUGUGGACAGGGCUGCAUAGUGCUCGCCACCGGGUUCAUUUGGUGCAGGGUGAGAACCAGGGAAGUCUGGUUCCUGAAAGAUACUCCAUUGCGUAUUUUGCCAAGCCUGACCGUGCGGCACUACUGCGCCCGCUGCUUGACUCGGUAGUGGGGGAGAGUAAGCCGGUGCAGAAGUUCUUGACAGCGAAUGAGUUUCAGCAUAUGCGCAUUGCCGGGACUUACGCAUAG